Cooperia oncophora is the source of this 900-nucleotide messenger RNA. NCBI's taxonomy places the organism in Eukaryota, Metazoa, Nematoda, Chromadorea, Rhabditida, Trichostrongylidae. The record is from the annotation of a GenBank genome assembly.
AUGGAUAGAACUCAAAAACCCCUAGCUAUACUAGAGCGCAUGCUUUUCGAGAGAGCUCCAUCCUUCCAUAUCAGGAUGAGAUGGAUGGGCACGUUGGCUUCAAUGAGUAUAGUAAUUUCAGAUUUGAACGAGAGGCAAUCCAGAGCUAUGACAGCAUCGGUGGACGUUGUCCAGCAGAGAAAGGAGGGAGAUAUCUUACUGGAUAGACAGCCUAACAACGGGAAUAUCAGUAUCGCUGUACCCGCCAGCAAAGCCACCCGAACCCAAUUUUAUCAUAGAAGUGGAUGCGUCAGCACACUCGUACGAGCAGAGAGCUUUCGCGAUACACUUCGGGUUACUAACCUUCGGUCCCACACUUUCAGGGGUCUGCUGGUCAGGUGUGAUAACCAGGCAGCAUGUAGGAUUUGCAAAGUUGGUAGUAACAUAGAGAGCCUACAGAGACAAGCAGAAGACAUCUGGGAGCUGCAGAGCCAUUUAGGGCUGGCGGAAGUCAGGGUAGAAUGGAUCCCAAGAGAGCGGAACAGGCUUGCGCAUAAAGAAAGUAGACAGAUUUCGAUAGCUGAGGAGAGCUGGUGCUCACCGCACAUCGUGAUCAAUGUGUGCAUAGUAGACACCACUGAACCACCACACGCCCACGAGACUGAUCGUCGCCACAAUCGACGCUUUUCUCGCAACAAUUGCUUGGUCAGGACAUCCCCUAUGGGUGCCCCUACUGGCCGUGAUGGGAAGAACUGGGCGAAUUUCGUGAAAGACGGGGCCUUCUUCCCCGUCGGUUACAAGAUAUUCACACCGUGCCCUCACUCCAAUAUAUUCAAUAGUGAGUUUUCGAGGAUAAGAUUCAUGUUCCUUCUCAUAGACUUUCGAGAGUCUCCUUUCCCACAAAAAGCUCUGACUUUCUAA